AUGGCUCCAAAGGGGAGUAGUGUCGCGUGGGACCAUUUUGUGGUCAAGGACAAGGAUCAGUACAUGGCCGAGUGCAAAAUGUGUAAGACUCAGUUAAGUUUUAAAGGUUCUGUGUCUAACUUGACAAAACAUUUGAAAAGGAAGCAUCCUUUGGUCAAUUUAGUGCCACGAAAUUCUUCGACGUCAGCUUCCAUAUCGCUUAACUCGGAAUCACCAUCAUCACAGGUGGCAACGGCAACGACUUCAUCAAGUGAUACGACCGCAAACGAUCGAUUAUCACCAGCAGCUAGUACCAGUAAUACUGGUACAGUGCGUGUAGUACAGUCAGGCACAAAAACUAUAGCUGCAUAUAUUUACAAGAAGAACGCCGAUAAAUGUAAAUCCGAUAUCGAUCAAUUGAUCAUGGAUCUAUUUAUUCUGGACUUUCAACCAUUCCGCAUUGUAGAAGACAGGGGUUUUAGAAAACUGAUUCAGUCUGCAUUUCCAUUUUAUAUAAUUCCCACACGCAAGUACUUUGCAAACAACUUACUACCGAGCCGUUAUGAAAGUUUGCGGGAAAUAAAAAUGGUCGAACUUCGAAAUGUUGAGUCAAUAUGCAUCACAGCUGAUAUUUGGACUUCAAGUACCAAUGAUUCAUUUUUAGGUGUUACUGGCCAUUAUAUUGACAAAGAUGAGUAUGUGCUUAAGUCCAUAUUACUUGAAUGCGUGCUUCUGGAUGGUUCCCACACAAGUAUUAAUUUAGCAACGGAGCUGUUGCGAGUAGCAGAGGAGUGGCAAGUGGCGAACAAAAUUCUGCUGGCAGUUUCGGAUAAUGGAUCCAAUAUUAAAAAAGCCAUAGAAAAGGAUUUAGGCUGGAAGCAUUUUGGCUAUUACGCCCAUUCUCUCAAUCUGGCCGUACAAGAAGCGAUGUCGAAGUCAGAGGAAGUGACUGCAUUGGAGGGCAAAAUAAAAACGAUUGUCAGUUAUUUCAAAAGAUCCGCCAAAGCGUGGGAAAAAUUGAAGAAGUAUCAGGAGCAGGCCGGAAAGACUGUUAAAAGACCACUGCAGAGUGUGAGUACAAGGUGGAACUCCAUCUUUUACAUGAUGCAAAGGAUUCUCGAAAUCAAAGAAGAGAUUAAUAGUUCUUUAUGUAAUUUAAAUGCCAGUGCUAUGUCACUAUCCCAAUUUGAUUGGGAGCUUUGUGAAAAUGUGACCAAAAUUUUAAAACCUUUUGAAGAAGUGACCAAAGAAGUGAGCGCCCAAAAAUAUGUUUCGGGAAGUAUUGUUAUACCUAUCACAACGGGACUUAUAGCCUCUUUGGAAAAUAUGGAUACAAGUUCCUAUCUUGAAACUGCCCAAAUGUUUAAACAAGACUUAUUAGGCGCUAUAAAAACUAGGUUUGCUAACUUGGACAGAAGCCGCACUUUCACAGUUUGCAUGUUCCUGGAUCCUAGAUUCAAGUUGUACUUCGAUGAUCCAAGUGUAGCGGAAAAUACGAAACAAAAUGUUAUACAGCUCGUGACUGCUCAAAUUCACAAAGAAGACCGCGUUUCACAGUCAUCCCAAAACGAAAAUGGUUUAAUGGAGCUUCAGGAGUCCACUUCAACACAACCAAGUACCUCUACUUCAGGGGAGGUGCAGAUCUCUUCAGUAUGGCAACAUUACACACAGAGAAUGAAAAAUAUCCAACCGAAAGGAACUGCGUCAUCGAGGGCAAUCAUAGAGGUGCAAAGAUAUUUAGAAGACAAAGUUGUGUUGCCUACUGAAAAAAUCUCACCAUUACAGUGGUGGAAACAAAGGAAAGAUGUGUAUCCGCAUUUACACGCUCUGGCUAUUACAAAACUAAAUGCAAUGGCUACGAGUGUUCCAUGCGAAAGAUUAUUUUCAGCUUGCGGCCUGCUCCUAAAUGACAGACGAACUAGACUAGGCACUCGAAAAGUGCAACAGCUGAUGUUUCUUCAUCAAAAUACAUAG
Messenger RNA from Pieris macdunnoughi, 1953 nucleotides. The record is from the annotation of a GenBank genome assembly. NCBI's taxonomy places the organism in Eukaryota, Metazoa, Arthropoda, Insecta, Lepidoptera, Pieridae.